AUGGACCCCGCUACAAAACCUGUCGUCCCGCCCAAGAAGCGCCGCAUUGGCGUUCUCACUUCGGGUGGUGAUGCCCCCGGUAUGAACGGUGCCGUGCGGGCCGUCGUUCGUAUGGCUCUGCACUCCGACUGCGAGGCCUACGCCGUCUACGAAGGCUAUGAAGGUUUGGUCAAUGGCGGCAACAUGAUCCGCCAGAUGCACUGGGAGGACGUCCGUGGCUGGCUGUCGCGCGGUGGUACCCUCAUCGGCUCUGCCCGUAGUAUGGCUUUCCGCGAGCGCGCUGGUCGUCUCCGUGCGGCCAAGAACAUGGUUCUGCGCGGCAUUGACGCCCUCGUGGUUUGUGGUGGUGAUGGCAGUUUGACCGGUGCUGAUGUCUUCCGUGCCGAAUGGCCGGGCCUUCUGAAGGAAUUGGUCUCUGCUGGUGAAUUGACCGAAGAGCAAAUCAAACCCUACAAUGUUCUGAACAUCGUCGGACUCGUGGGUUCGAUCGAUAAUGAUAUGUCCGGAACUGAUGCCACCAUUGGCUGCUACUCGUCCUUGACUCGCAUCUGUGAUGCGGUCGACGAUGUCUUCGACACUGCCUUUUCGCACCAGCGCGGCUUCGUCAUUGAGGUGAUGGGCCGUCACUGCGGAUGGCUGGCUCUCAUGUCUGCUAUUAGUACUGGUGCGGAUUGGCUGUUCAUUCCCGAGAUCCCCCCUCGUGAUGGCUGGGAGGACGAUAUGUGCGCGAGCAUCACCAAGAACCGUACCGAGCGCGGCAAGCGCCGUACUAUCGUCAUUGUUGCCGAGGGUGCACAGGAUCGCCAGCUUAAUAAGAUUUCCAGUUCGACCAUCAAGGACAUUCUCACACAACGACUGGGUCUGGAUACCCGUACGACCGUCCUCGGACACACUCAGCGUGGUGGUGCUGCUUGCGCCUACGACCGCUGGCUCUCUACUCUGCAGGGCGUGGAGGCUGUUCGCGCCGUUCUAGACAUGACACCAACCUCCCCGUCCCCCGUGAUCACUAUUCGUGAGAACAAGAUUAUGCGCACUCCUUUGAUGGAGGCUGUUCAGGCCACCAAGGACGUCGCUGCUAAGAUCCACGCUAAGGACUUCGAGGCUGCCAUGACCCUCCGUGAUCCAGAGUUCAAGGAAUACUACCGCGCCUACCUCAACACAGCUACCCCGGAUCAUCCCAAGAUGAUGGUGGCCCAGGAGAAGAAAAUGCGCAUUGCUAUCAUCCACGUGGGUGCCCCCGCUGGAGGUAUGAACCAGGCCACCCGAGCUGCCGUAGCCUACUGUCUUACUCGUGGACACACUGCCCUUGCCAUUCACAACGGUUUCCCUGGUCUGAUCCGCCAUCAUGCCGACAAGCCCAUUAGCUCGGUCCGCGAGGUUCAAUGGCUCGAGUCUGACAGCUGGGUGAACGAAGGUGGUUCCGACAUUGGUACUAAUCGUGGUCUGCCUUCCGAGGAUAUGGAAGGCACUGCCAAGUGCUUCGAGCUCUACAAGUUUGAUGCUCUUUUCGUGGUUGGUGGGUUCGAGGCCUUCACGGCUGUGAGCCAGCUGCGCAAGGCUCGCACGCAGUACGAUGCGUUCAAGAUCCCCAUGGUUGUGUUGCCUGCUACCAUUUCGAACAAUGUGCCGGGCACUGAAUACUCGCUGGGCAGCGACACUUGUCUGAAUACACUGAUUGAGUUCUGCGACGCCAUUCGCCAGUCCGCUUCCUCAUCGCGUCGCCGUGUCUUCGUCAUUGAAACCCAGGGUGGCCAGUCCGGCUACAUUGCGACCACAGCUGGCCUUGCCGUAGGCGCUGUCGCCGUUUACAUCCCCGAGGAGGGCAUUGAUAUUAAGAUGCUCUCUCGGGAUAUCGAUUUCUUGCGUGACAACUUCAUUCGUGACAAGGGUGCUAACCGAGCUGGCAAGAUUAUCCUUCGCAACGAGUGUGCCUCAAAGACCUAUAGCACCCAGGUGAUCGCUGAUAUGAUCAAGGAGGAAGCUCACGGGCGCUUCGAGUCUCGCUCAGCUGUUCCUGGUCACUUCCAACAAGGUGGCAAGCCAUCCCCCAUGGACCGUGUCCGCGCCCUUCGAAUGGCUAUCAAGUGUAUGCAGCACCUUGAGAGCUAUGCUGGUCAGAGUCGAGAGCAAAUCGCCGCAGAUGACCUAUCUGCUGCCGUCAUUGGUGUCAAGGGCUCCCAGGUCCUGUUCUCACCCAUGGGGGGCGAGACGGGAUUGGAGGCCACCGAGACCGACUGGGUGCGCCGUCGCCCCAAGUCUGAGUUCUGGCUCGAGCUUCAAGAUGUCGUCAACGUUCUUUCUGGCCGUUCCGGUAACCGUGCCGUCGACACUUCGGUCAUCUACGAUAGUAUGUAA
Molecule: messenger RNA, 2355 nt
Organism: Penicillium oxalicum
Lineage: Eukaryota; Fungi; Ascomycota; Eurotiomycetes; Eurotiales; Aspergillaceae
Product: ATP-dependent 6-phosphofructokinase
Exons: 3
Coding region: 1-2355 (784 amino acids)
Biological process (GO): fructose 6-phosphate metabolic process; fructose 1,6-bisphosphate metabolic process; canonical glycolysis
Cellular component (GO): cytoplasm; 6-phosphofructokinase complex; mitochondrion
Molecular function (GO): fructose-6-phosphate binding; AMP binding; identical protein binding
Source: RefSeq, a predicted model, not a curated record